GGGGCACGUAGGCUUUUAACCCCCUUAGUGCUCUUGCCUAACUAUCCUGUUUUACUAUUUAUACAGUUAAUUAAUAUUAACAGAAUAUGAUAGCUUUGCAACCAUGGGGAAAAGGUUGAACGCUUUGCUGUAGUCGGUAUAUAUUGGUCAUGUCUUUUAAAAUCACCUAGCAGCUCCUAGGUCACUUUUAAUGUUCUAAAUAACAUUUGUUGAUUGUGUUUCCUUGGCCCCAUUUCCACUGAUUGUACAUUUGUUUGAUGCUUUAGUACUUUUCAAUAGUAAUUGAGGUACCUUUUCAUAUCCAUUCUUUUCAUCUUUAUAACUAUUUCAAGUCUCAUUCUGAGGUGCACUUUAAUAUGAAAUUCUUAAUUAUCAUUUAAUGCUUUCUGAAUAAAGAGAUAGUGAGGAUAAACUGUAUAAAACCCUUCAGACUGAACAACCAUCUGAUUAAUAGACUCAGUAAUAAAGACAUUACAGGACAAAAGAAUGCUUAGCCGGGGUCACACUCCUUAAUAGCUUUACAAAAUGCAUUCUUUUUACCUUUGUAUUGUAGGAACAAUUGAAAGAAAUAAGAAUCUUAGGUUGUCUGUGCAACUCUGUGUUAAUAUUUUAAGAGCUCCAAUAAGAGAUAAAAUAUUGGUGAAUCUGGAAUGUUUUUAUCCCGAGGCUGCCUCAGAGCAUCGCACUGCAAAGUCCAAUGUACUUAAAAUCUGCAUGGUGCUCUGGGGGUUAAAUUGAUGGAACACAAUAUUAGUUCUAAUAUAGAACCUCUCAGUUUUAUAGAUUUUAUGAUUAGGGCAUAUUGGCAUUGGUAUUGACAACUUGUUUUGGCAUUUCUCACAAAAUUACCACUUGAACCUCUAGGCAAUAAAAUGUCACUAACACAGCAAUUCUGAAUUAAUUAUGGUUUAAAACAUCUUUAGUAUGUAAAUGUGUGUGGCAUGGUUGCUUGUGUGCUUGAAUUAUUAUUGGCAAAAGCUAAAACACACAAAUCUCGCUGGAGCGGUCUGUCAUAGAGGAGGAAAGAUAUCCCUCACCAUUCAGGAUUAUUAAACUGGUAUCAGGCCAGGGAUGAGGCAAUGCCAUUUGCUGAUAUAGCAAUCUAGUGAAUGGGAAGUAAGCAAAAUGAGUAAAACUUUCUCCUUAUCAGCAAAGACUGUAUGCAACAUAGGGUCACAAUUAAUAUAUAGGGAAGCACAAAAUCUCCAAAACAUGAACUCCACUUUAUUCCAUAUAUGUUUGGACAAUCAGGGUGAACAAAUUCCCUCCUAAUUAGUACAGGAUCUAGUGGGUGAGCGGCUCAAGGCCGAGCGGUCCUGGCGUCCGGCUGCGUGGUCCUAGCGCUCGCCCACAUAUCUCCUCCCCGUGAGCGUGCAUGUGCACCAGAGUGUUGGGAUGCUGCUGUGGAGCUGUGCUCCCCAGUGUUCCCCAGAAAGCUGCUGGGCAGAAUGCCACCCAUAAUAUUUUGCCGCCCUAGGGCCAGGCCUUUGUGGCCUCGCCACAAAUCCGGGCCUGCUGCUAAUGGUGAAAUUUCUUACUCAUCAGACAGAGGUACAGAUCAGGCAGAACAACUAGAUACCUCUACAGGAAAACCUCUCUGUUGAUGUCAUCGUUGGAUGUUCUACAACCAUCACACCCCAAUCCGUAUAGUGGUCAUGCACCAAGCAGGUGCUUCCCUUCCUCCAAAAAUUCACCAUCUGAGGUACAUUUCAUUUUAGUGCCAAGCCACCAUACUCUUCCUUUCCCCUAGUAUCCUCUGCACUUGUGCACGUGUAGUACAGAAAUUGGUAAAACACUUCUUUACCUUGAAAGCAUUUACUCAUGAAGGUGCAGAGGAUGCUGGGAAUUCAGCACAGCUCUAAGUUGAAAAGUAACCCAGGCCUGUACAUUUUUAUAAGAAGAGGAUUUUUGGCCCAGGGUAUGAAGUAAACAAUUAGAACAGCUUGGCACCUCCCUUUCAGUCUACCUUUCCUUAAAAUAAAGCGUAUAUUUGUCUAGGCAUAAAAUAUUCUAAACAAUGAUCAAAUUAUAGUUACUUGAUGUUGACAGCAUCUAAUGAAUAUAUGGUCCAAGUCUCACCUCUUCUAGCAGAUAGGAACGGGUUAAACAUUUUUCCAGCAGAAAUAUCUCAGGGGCCCAUUCAGCAAUAUUCACAUGUAGGAAGAAAGUACAUCAACUUAUAUUACAUCUUCAGCCUGCAUUUAAAGUCUUUUUAGUGACAGAACUGGAUUGCAGUUUUAUAUCCAUAAAAUAUGAUGAAACUUUUUAGCUGAAUGUCCAAACCAUAAUUAGGUGAUUAGCUUCAGUGACUUCCAGUUAGCUUUUUUGGCCUUAUGAGUUAAGUCAGUUAUAUUAUGGAUAUUUAAUAGUCAUUAAAGGCUAACAUAUAUACUGCUAGUUUUUUUUUUUUAAUAUGAAAGAGAAAUGACCGUUAAUGAUGGAACACAGCAUGUAUUCACUAAAGCAGUAAUAUCAUUUCUACAUGUUAUUGAAACAAAGACCAUGGGUCCACAAAUGUAUUUAUGUUCAAUAUAAUUAAAUGUAAAGGUUUUUUGAGAAUGUAAUUGUUUAGAAUUGUGUUUCAGAAGUGUCUGAAAUGCUGUAGUGAACAAGCAAUGCCCCAUUAGUUUAUCUGUACAGUACAUUAGUGAAUGGACAGUGUUGCUGUAUAGACGCAACUGAUGCUGGUAAUUCCCACUAUUGAUAUAUAGGUUCUUUUCAGUAAAUAUAGAUUCAUUGAUACUACUUAUAGGCACUUGUUUGUCUUUUCAUUCAUCUUAGAUAAGUUGGAUAAGAGGAUCUUUGUGCACUUGACAUCAGUGCAAUAAUAUAGGUAUUUUAUGGACUCAUUGCACUUGUUUACUUGCUGUCACAUUUCUGGUUACAAAUGAAGCAGUGUUGGUGACAUUUUACCUCAUCUUUGCAAAGGAAACAUAGUUAUGAACUGAUCCACUGCUGGCAAUAUUUUUAUAAUUGGCAUUGCCGAGCCACAUCCAUAAUUGUUAACAUUUCAGAGAGCAGUGAAAAUCGUAUGGCUUAUUAGCAAGCAGAGAGGUGCGAAUGGCAACCACAAUUGUUUUUACUAUGCAGAGCUUUAGAACUAUUGACCUGUUUUGACUCUGAGGCCCUCAAUGUGUUAAUUGUGCUAUUUGUAAACGCUUACGGAAAGCAUCUCGGGUUUUUAUGGCUUUUUGCAUAAAGACAAAGAUCAGUUGGUGGAACAUAAAGCAGUCAAUUGAUUUCUGAUAGCUAUCUCAAAUUAUUCGCUGCUGUUUUGAUAUUCAUUAAAGGAGCAGCAAAUGUAUUCAAUUACAUAGGUAAAUAAGGUUUUGUUUCUUAUAAUUUUUUUUUCUGUGCAAAUAGCACUAUAUGACUAAUGCUCUAAUAAAUCAGUUUUUUAAAAUACAUUUUUGGGGGAUGUAAAAAAAUUUUUUUUCUAAAUUUCUGAAGCUACUUAAAACAAUAGUGACUAGAUUAUAUGUAUUUUCUACCUAAUGCAGAUGGACCAUCCCCAGGAGCUGACGUCUUGGUGAUGGCACUUUGCUGUGGUUUUUUUUUUUUUAAACUACAGCAAUCCAAGUUUUGAAGAGGGAGAAGGUCUUUGUCCAAGGGCAGGACAGGAUGCAAAGUACACGAAAAGGCAGCAUUUGCCCUUUGUACCCUGCUUUUCACUGGUGAGCCCUAAUAUCACAGCAAUAUAAGACAAUGAUGUCCAACAUGAGUUCCUUCAGUCGUUAUUGGUCUACAGGUGCUAAGCCAGUGGCUGGUAGACAUUGCAGUACAGUAACAUCAAAUGAUACCUUUCAUGGAUGUAAAGAUACAAUGACCUUAUUACCAGAAGGGCCAACCCUACUGAGAUUUGCAUCAGAAAGAGACUUCCCUGGCUUGAAGAUGCAGUGGACCCCGGAGCAUGCACAGUGGCCGGAACAACACUUUGAUAUAACAUCAACCACACGGUCACCUGCUCAUAAGGUUGAGGCAUACCGAAGUCAUUUGCAACGUACCUAUCAGUAUGCUUGGGCUAAUGAUGAUAUCUCUGCUCUGACUGCUUCAAAUUUGCUCAAGAAAUAUGCAGAGAAAUACUCUGGAUUUUUAGAUGGUUCUAUGGAUAGACCCUUGCUGAGCAACUAUACAGAAGCUCAGUCGGGUCUAGUGAAUGGUCGGAAGAAUGAAAGUGAACCUUGGCAGAGCUCCUUGAAUUCUGAAGGUGGUUAUCCCAUGAACUGUGUUUCUGAUGUUAUCGCAGCUAGCAAAGGUGGAGUGGGAACAGCUAUCCCUCCAUCAGAUGUUUCUGCCAACAUAGGCAGUUCUCCUGGGGUGGCAAGUAACCUAUCAGAACCUAGUUAUUCUAGUAGUACAUGUGGCAGUCACACCGUACCUAGUCUUCAUUCAGGACUACCAUCUCAGGAAUAUGUCACAGGUUAUAAUGGUUCCUAUCUGCAUACAAGUUACAGCAGCCAGUCAGCAUCUGCACUCCCAUCACCUCAUCCAUCACCCCUUCAUAGCUCUGGACUUUUACAGCCUCCUCCACCACCACCUCCUCCUUCAGCUCUGAUAUCAGGCUACAAUGGAACAUCCAGUAUACCAAGUUAUAACUACCCAGCUGCUAGCUAUCCACCUCAGUCUUCAGUUGGAUCAGGUUACAGUCCUGGUAGUGCACCUCCACCUUCUGCUUAUCUACCAUCAGGUAUUCCUGCUCCAACUCCUUUGCCUCCCACAACUGUCCCUGGCUACAGCUAUCAGAGCCAUGGGUUAACUCCAAUAGCACCAUCUGUUGUCUCUAAUAGCUCAGCUAGUUCACUGAAAAGAAAAGCAUUCUAUAUGGCGGGGCAGGGGGAAAUUGACUCAAGUUAUGGCAAUUACAGCUAUGGUCAACAGAGAUCAUCACACAGCCCUAUGUACAGAAUGCCUGACAACAGUAUUACCAACUCAAAUAGGGGAAAUGGAUUUGAUCAUGCUGAGACAGGAUCUUUAGCUUUUAAGCCAACAAAGCUGUUAGUGUCCUCUGACCAACAAAGGAAAUUCAACAGCCAGUCUACAAGAGCUUUAACUCCACCAUCAUACAGCUCUACCAAGAAUUCAAGAUCAAGUGAUUCUUUUGGGAAAUAUAAUUCUUCUGCUAUUACUGAACAUGGAGAUGAGCAUCGUCAGCUACUACCACAUGCAAUGCAAGGCCCUGGACUUCAUACAGCUACCUCAUCCAACCACUCUGUGGACGACCAGUUGAAAAAUACUGACUCUCACCUGAUUGACCUUGUAACUAAUGAGAUUAUAAACCAGGGGCAUCCAGUAGACUGGGAUGAAAUUGCUGGCCUUGAUUUAGUAAAGGCUUUUAUAAAAGAAGAAGUUUUAUGGCCUGUAAUACGAUCUGAUGCAUUUAGCGGACUUACUGCCUUGCCUCGAAGCAUUCUGUUAUUUGGACCACGGGGGACAGGUAAAACAUUGUUGGGCAGAUGUAUAGCUAGUCAGCUUGGUGCCACUUUCUUUAAAAUUUCUGCCUCUAAUCUUGUGACAAAAUGGAUAACUGAAGGAGAAAAAAUUGUCCAUGCAUCCUUUCUUGUUGCAAGGUGUCGACAACCAUCAGUGAUCUUUGUUAGUGACAUUGAUAUGCUACUCUCGUCCCAAGUUAAUGAAGAUCAUAGUCCAAUAAGUCGGAUGAGAACAGAGUUUUUAAUGCAGCUUGACACCGUUCUGUCUUCUGCUGAGGACCAAAUAGUUGUAAUUUGUGCCACAAGUAAACCAGAACAAAUAGAUGAAUCUCUCCGGAGAUAUUUCAUGAAGAGACUUUUAAUUCCACUUCCAGACAGCACAGCCAGACACCAGAUAAUAAUACAAUUGCUCUCACAGCACAAUUACUGUCUCAAUGACAAAGAGGUUGCACUCCUAGUUCAGCGCACAGAGGGUUUUUCGGGACUAGAUGUGGCUCGAUUGUGUCAGGAAGCUGUGGUAGGUCCCCUCCAUGCCAUACCACCCUCAGACCUUUCAGCCAUUAUGCCUAACCAGUUGAGGCCAGUGACAUAUCAAGACUUUGAAAAUGUAUUCUGCAAGAUUCAGCCUAGCAUAUCUCAAAAAGAACUUGAUACAUAUAUUGAAUGGAACAAAAUGUUUGGUUGCAGUCAGUAAUAUCGCUUAAACUUUCCAUUGAAUGUUGUGGCACAUGAACACAGGCAGCAGAGGGAAUACAAACCCUUUCCGCUUGUGGUCAAAUUGUAAAUGGUACUUGGACAUCCACAAUACCUUUUCAUCUGAAGAGUCAGGUUAGACUUGAGUGAAAAUGCAUCAAAUAUCUGUGCUCUGAAAUAAAAAAGUGUAUAAGUGAGAGCACGAGAUGAUAUCUAGGUCUAUUUAAGCUAGCCAACACUCACUAAGAAGCCGGGUUAAAGUGGGUUGAUUCUGGAAGGACAUGAACCUUGUGUGUUGAUUCCAUUCUGCUGUUCUUAAGAUUUAGUUGCUGUCAAGUGCCUGAAGUGGUGCUUUAUUUUUUUGUUUGCCUCACAAUUACAUUGGUGGCAUGUGCUAAUAUAAAGAGCUUUAACUUCAAACAUUGUUGUACUACAAAUGAACGAUUGUGUUGAUAGACAGAGAGCCAGAUUUUUGCCAUUUUAUGAGCAACAGUAUUCCUCAGACCUGUCUGUUCUGCAGAACAGUAAAAACAGGAAAACCAUGAUCUGGACCUUAAUUUCUACAGUUCAUUUCUUUUAAUGUUCUGUCUGCAAAAAAAAAAGAGAAAAAACUCAGGAAAGUGAUUGCUUUGUACAGUACCUCAAAGGAAUGUGUUAAAAGCACUAUGUACUGCUGAGAGAUAAGAUAGACAUUCAUGUUACUUUAUAUUAAAAUUUAUGUUUACCUCAACAGUUGUAAAGUGGCAUGGAAAAUAUCUUUGAAUGUAUUGGGUUGAUUCCUAUAAAAAAUGGUGGAAAUCUUGCCAGAGCAAAUUGUAACCAAUUAAUUCUCUCUGUAAUUAUAUAUUAUUUUAUAACCUUUCUAAUCAUAUUCAUAAGGUGAAAGUAUUCUUUACAUUUCAGUAUUUAUUAGAUAUUACAAUGGGAAUCAAAAAGAUGCCACUGAUAUUGUUUAAUUCUAAUAACUUUUUUGGGCAAGUGGGGUGAAUCAACAUUUUUUUUAAAGGCAUCCUUAUUUAGAAAAAAUAUAAUUGGGUAUCACCUUAAGUUUGUUUUCUAUGCACAAUUUACAGGUCAGAAUAUGGGUAAUAAUGUAAGUCCGUGGGAGUAAAAAACAUAUAUAGAUGGUGAGUUUUGCAGUGGAAGAACUACUGGUAAUUGCAAUCGAUCCAGUGUUUUUAUUACCCCAAUAUGGACUGUACCAUUGGUGCUGCUGUUAUACAGAUGGAUACCUUUUAUUAUCAGUAAAAGCCAGUUCUUUGUGCAACACUUUUCAAUCUUUCAUUUGACCAGUGACUAGUUAAGCAUACGAUGCGUAGAUAUUUUGAAGAAACUUAUUUAUUUUAAAAAUAAUAUAAAUCAAGAUGUUAUGUUGUUCUCAGGCCCGGAUUUGUGGCCAAAGCUGGCGGGCUCUAGGACGUGGCAGCCUAGGGUGCCAAAUAAUCUGGGCCUGGUUGUUCUUCUGUGUAGAUCAGUUAUGAAGACUGAUGUGAAAUAACCAGUGUCACAACCGUCAACAAACUUGUAUAAAAUUACCAAAGUCCUCCAAAAGAUUUAAUAUAAUGGAUCCAGUGUUGCUACUAAUGGCUACUUGCUCCUACUAAAAUGCAUAUAUACAAACAUAAAACUGAAUAUUAUUAUUUUAUAAAAAGUUUGAUUUUCUUUUCAGCCUGCAGUGUGGAGGUCUUGUAGGUGUAGUUUUGGUCCAACAUUGUAUAUUGCUGUUAUAAUUUGUGAAUCCAUGUAGUGAGCAGGAAAGGUUUUUUUUCCCUAAAGAUGUAACUGUGCACAAGAAGUCAACAUCUCAGGUGCCUUUGCAUCUCUGAAACACCCUAUCCAUUGACGCUCUUUCAAAUUGAAUGAGUUAGCUUCUGUAGAUAAUUUAACUGCAAUUCAUACAAAAUUAAAGGAACAUUAAUGCUAAAAUCUAUUUUUUUGGGCUAUAUUCUGUAGUGGUGAUAAAUAUGUUCCUACUUUUCUAACACUUCACCACAAAUACAUUAUACCAACUUUAUUUUUAGAAGAACUAAAAAACAUUUUUUCUUUGAUCAUCCUGGUCAGGGAAGAUAAUAUCUGAAUACCAAGAUGACCAGGAAAUCAAGAGUACAGAAAAAAAUAGUUUCUCCGUAUUUCCAAAACAGCACAAAAAAUAUCAUGUUCUUUUCUAGAAAUGUUUAUAACUGUUUUCAUAUAAGAAAGAAUAUACUUUAGCAUUAGUGUGCUUUUAACAUUGUUUUAAAUGUUGUCACUGGCACAUAUAACAGGUCAAAUGGUACCAUAUGUUUAAUUUUAAUGUCCCUUAAUGACUCUUUUGUACUACAUACUUGACUUUUGUUCUAGUUGUGUACUUUUUCAAAUGUGAACCACCUUCAACCCUGGAUUUAAUUGUAAUUUUUUUAUUAUUAAUGGAUAAUAAUUGAUGUUGGGUUCAUUUGCUGAGCAGUGUAUGGCCUACAGAUAUCCCAAAAGCAUGCCACUGCAUAAAUGGAACAAUCUGGCUUUUUGAAUGUAUUGGUUUGUUUACUUUAACAGAAACAGCAACAUAACUGUUUCAAAGCACUGGGGUUUAAUGUACAUUAAAUACAUGAAAUAAAUGCACUGAAAGUCAUAUCUAAAAAAAUAUUGUACCUACUGCUUUUUCUCUUGUAAAUUGCUUGCUUAAAUACUUUUCAUGCACCAAAAUAGUGAUGUUCUUUUUAUUGCACAAAAGCUUUAAAAAGAACACUAUAUAUAUAUUGCAUGGAGCAAGUAAAAUCCCAUCAGUGGUUUGGUUGAAAACAAUGUAUCCUAGCGAUAGAGGUCGUGUGCCAGCCUGGUUGUACAUCAGCACUAUUACAGUGAUGAUCACAGCUUCCAAAGAUGCUUCCCUCCUAUGUCUGUGUAUUCCUAUUAUGGGGCAGAUAUAUCAAGGAGAAAAUUUUAAUUUUUAAAUUCUAAUUUUGAGUUUAUUUUAGUUUAAUUCUGCUAGGGAAUAGUCCAAAUUUGAUUU
This is a messenger RNA of Xenopus laevis (African clawed frog), 9111 nucleotides long. RefSeq names its product fidgetin, microtubule severing factor S homeolog (gene fign.S). The transcript has 3 exons. Gene Ontology annotation, cellular component: centrosome; nuclear matrix. Gene Ontology annotation, molecular function: ATP binding; microtubule severing ATPase activity; ATP hydrolysis activity. Gene Ontology annotation, biological process: microtubule cytoskeleton organization. The coding region runs from base 3706 to 6123 and encodes 805 amino acids. The record is from RefSeq and is a predicted model, not a curated record. NCBI's taxonomy places the organism in Eukaryota, Metazoa, Chordata, Amphibia, Anura, Pipidae.